AUGGCACCUAACAACUCAAAGGAUGAGGCUUAUCUUUCUGCCGUUAUCCCUAAGCGUAUUAGUCUCUUCGAGCAGAUCCAAGCCAAUCAGCUGGAGAAGCUCAAGUCUCUGCCACACGAUCCGAUCAAGAUCACGUUGCCAGAUGGGAGUGUGAAAGAAGGGAAGAAGUGGGAGACCACUCCAAUGGAUAUCGCGGGGCAGAUUUCAAAGAGUUUGGCGAACUCUGCGUUGAUCUCAGCGGUGAAUGAUGAGCUCUGGGACAUGAGUAGGCCACUUGAAAGUGAUUGUAAGCUUGAGCUGUUCAUGUUUGACAGUGAUAAAGGUCGGGAUACUUUGUGGCAUUCUAGUGCUCACGUUCUUGGUCAGGCUCUUGAGCAGGAGUAUGGGUGUAAGCUUUGUAUAGGACCAUGUACGACGAGAGGGGAGGGUUUCUACUAUGAUGCAUAUUAUGAUGAUGGCUUGGGGCUUAACGACAAUCACUUCCCUAACAUCGAAGCAGGUGCUGGAAAGGCUGUUAAGGAAGGGCAACCAUUUGAAAGGAUUGAAGUGACGAAGGAUCAGGCACUGGAGAUGUUUUCUGAAAAUGAAUAUAAGGUUGAAAUCAUCAAUAGUUUGUCUGCGGAUAAUACAAUUACUGUCUAUAGAUGUGGUCCUCUCGUUGAUCUGUGUCGUGGACCACACAUACCAAACACUUGUUUUGUGAAAGCAUUCAAGUGUUUAAGGGCCUCAUCAGCUUACUGGAGGGCUAGCAAAGACGAAGACCGUAAGAGCUUGCAGAGAGUUUAUGGGAUAUCUUAUCCUGAUCAGAAACAGCUAAAAAAAUAUCUUCAAUUUCUUGAAGAAGCCAAAAAGUACGACCACAGACUAUUGGGCCAAAAGCAGGAACUCUUCUUUUGUCAUUCACUCAGUCCUGGGAGUUGGUUCUUCCUUCCAUUAGGCACUCGUAUAUAUAACAAGUUGAUGGGAUUCAUUAAAGAGCAAUACUGGAAAAGGGGUUACACAGAGGUUAUAACGCCAAAUAUGUACAACGUGAAACUGUGGAAAACUUCUGGACAUGAUGCAAAGUACAAGGAUCAUAUGUUUACGUUUGAUAUUGACGAACAAGAGUUCGGGCUCAAACCUAUGAACUGCCCUGGUCACUGCUUGAUGUUCCAACACAGGGUGCGCUCAUACAGAGAACUACCUAUUAGACUGGCCGACUUUGGAGUGUUACACCGCAAUGAGGACAGUGGAGCACUUAGUGGGUUGACACGUGCCCGACGGUUCCAGCAAGAUGAUGCACACAUAUUCUGUACAGAGGAUCAGGUUUUGGAUGAAGUGAAGGCUGUGUUGGAGUUCAUCCACUAUGCUUAUCAAAUUUUUGGCUUUACAUAUGAGCUAAAGCUUUCAACGAGGCCAGAAAAAUACCUUGGAGAUUUAAAAACAUGGGAUAAAGCUGAAAAUGAUCUCAAAGUUGCCCUAGAUGCUUUUGGAAAGAAAUGGCUGUUGAACGAAGGAGAUGGUGCAUUUUAUGGCCCAAAGAUAGACAUCACAGUUUCUGAUGCAAUGAAUAGGAAAUUCCAGUGUGCUACAUUACAGCUUGAUUUUCAACUUCCUGAUCGCUUCAAACUAGAGUACUCAGAUGAGGACGAAGGAAAGAAGGAGAAGCCGAGGCCUGUGAUGAUACAUAGAGCUGUGUUGGGAUCAGUGGAGCGUAUGUUUGCGAUAUUGUUGGAGCAUUACAAAGGAAAGUGGCCCUUUUGGCUUAGUCCGCGCCAGGCCAUAGUGUGCCCUAUAUCAAAGAAAUCAGAGGAAUAUGCAUUACAGGUGAAAAAACAAAUCCAUGAAGCUGGGUACUAUGUUGAUGCAGACGUAACUGACAGAAAGAUAGAUAAAAAGGUGCGAGAAGCUCAGCUUGCUCAGUACAACUACAUACUUGUAGUUGGUGAAAUUGAAGCUUCUGCAGGACAGGUGAGUGUUCGGAUAAGAGACAAUGCAGCCCACUCGGUGAAGAGUAUUGAGGAUUUGUUGGAAGAAUUUAAGUCCAAGACUGCUGAAUAUCAAUGAGAUCCGACUCUUGAAGUUGAAGUUUGACUUUGUUCCGAUACAUACUGUUUUUAAAAAAAUAUUUUGCAAAUUAGAAUGACCCCAUAGCUUUUAUUUUAUUUUAUUUUUUUUGAAUCCCUUGUGUACAAGUUCAGCAUUUUGUAGUUUUGGUUGGUUAUUUUUUUGGAGCUGCUCGCUGGGAUCUGCCAACAAUCAACUUUUCCUAGCGAGAUAUCCAAGAUCUCGUUGUCAGCUGUCCAGUAAUAAAUUACUUUCUCUGG
Eruca vesicaria subsp. sativa (arugula) is the source of this 2306-nucleotide messenger RNA. NCBI's taxonomy places the organism in Eukaryota, Viridiplantae, Streptophyta, Magnoliopsida, Brassicales, Brassicaceae. The record is from the annotation of a GenBank genome assembly.